Thecamonas trahens ATCC 50062 is the source of this 711-nucleotide messenger RNA. RefSeq lists its product as uncharacterized. The transcript has a single exon. The record is from RefSeq and is a predicted model, not a curated record. Lineage: Eukaryota; Apusomonadida; Apusomonadidae. The coding region runs from base 1 to 711 and encodes 236 amino acids.
AUGUCGUCCACCGCACCCGGCAUCGCCACCAUGGACGUGGCCAAGACCGAGACCGACUCGGCGGCGGUCUUCUACCCGUCGGCCACCCGCAACGCACCGGUCAUCCUCGACAAGUUGCAGGAGAUCCUGGCGACGCCGCCGGAGAGUGCGGCUCUGCCCGAGGCCCUCGAGGUGGUGGAGAUUGCCUCCGGCUCGGGCCAGCAUGCCGCGGCGUUUGCGACCGGCCUCGGCGACCGCAUCGCUGCCUGGCACCCGUCCGACGUGACCGAUGAGCUCGCGGCGUCGGUGGCUGCGCACGCAGCCGCCGCCAACGUGUCCGACAAAGUCCGUCCGCUGGUUGUGGCGGACAUGACUAACGCACGAUGGAUCGAGGCCUUUGGCUCCUCGCCGCACCUUGUGUACAACGCCAACAUGAUCCACAUCGCUCCGCUCGCCGCAGUCGACGGCCUCUUUGCCGGUGCAGGCCGCCUCCUUGCCGAUGGCGGCAUGCUCAUCACCUACGGCCCGUACAACGUUAAUGGCGCCUUUACUGCGCCUUCCAACGAGGCCUUUGACGCCUCGCUGCGGGCCCGCAACCCCGAGUGGGGCAUCCGCGAUGUCGCCGACCUUGCUUCCCGCGCAUCGGCCGCGGGCAUGGUCCUUGCCUCCUCCCACCCGAUGCCGGCCAACAACUUUGUCCUUGUUUUUGUCAAGCCCAGCGGGGGAGCAUGA